Molecule: messenger RNA, 1070 nt
Organism: Chanos chanos (milkfish)
Lineage: Eukaryota; Metazoa; Chordata; Actinopteri; Gonorynchiformes; Chanidae
Gene: gnpda2
Product: glucosamine-6-phosphate deaminase 2
Exons: 7
Coding region: 75-908 (277 amino acids)
Biological process (GO): D-glucosamine catabolic process; N-acetylglucosamine catabolic process; N-acetylneuraminate catabolic process
Cellular component (GO): cytoplasm
Molecular function (GO): glucosamine-6-phosphate deaminase activity; identical protein binding
Source: RefSeq, a predicted model, not a curated record
GCAAGCAUUCCUAUCGAAGCACUCCAAAUAAUAUUCUACACACUGUUGAUGUGGUCACGUAUCUGAGAACAAACAUGAGACUUGUUAUUCUUGACGACUACGACUUGGCCAGUGAAUGGGCUGCCAAGUACAUCCGAAACCGAAUCAUCCAGUUCAAACCCAGUGCCGACAAAUAUUUUACAUUAGGACUGCCCACAGGAAGCACUCCCCUUGGCUGUUACAGGAAGCUGAUUGAGUAUCAUAAGAAUGGAGAUCUCUCUUUCAAAUAUGUCAAAACUUUCAAUAUGGAUGAAUAUGUUGGCUUGCCCAGGGACCACCCAGAGAGCUACCAUUCUUAUAUGUGGGAAAACUUCUUUAAGCAUAUUGACAUCCAGCCCCAAAACGCCCACAUCUUGGAUGGGAAUGCACCGGACCUUCAGGCAGAGUGUGAUGCCUUUGAGAGGAAGAUAACUGAAGCUGGUGGCAUAGAGCUGUUUGUUGGAGGCAUCGGGCCAGACGGUCACAUCGCCUUUAAUGAGCCUGGGUCUAGUCUUGUGUCUAGGACAAGAGUGAAGACCUUGGCUAAGGACACUAUCCUUGCCAAUGCCAGAUUCUUUGGGAAUGACCUCUCAAAAGUUCCCACCAUGACCCUUACAGUUGGAGUGGGAACUGUGAUGGACGCCCGAGAGGUGAUGAUUUUGAUCACGGGAGCUCAUAAAGCCUUUGCCCUAUACAAGGCCAUAGAAGAAGGUGUGAACCAUAUGUGGACUGUGUCAGCUUUUCAGCAGCAUCCACAUACCAUCUUUGUAUGUGAUGAAGACGCCACACUUGAACUCAGAGUCAAGACUGUGAAGUACUUCAAAGGCCUGAUGCAUGUUCACAAUCAACUGGUGGAACCAACGCACAGCAUUAAGGACUACAAAGACUGAGAGCAAGAGUUUGGCAUCAAGCAUCUUAAAGGCAGUAAAACCUUAGCAAUGUGAAUCAUUUGAAAAUGUUUACUGCAGUGAAGUACGGCCCUGUCUCAGGGACCAAGGCAGACUCUACAGUGGUUACCAGGGAGACUGAAAUCAAGGAUCUGAGCAGGCAUU